CGCGGGGCCUGACCCGGCCCGGCCUCACCUCGUCGCGGAGGCGGUACCGCGGCUUCCCCUGCCUGAGCCUGGCGAAAUCGAUCCCUCCGGCAUGAAGCGGGAGUGGAAACUGGCUGAGCCAGCUUAAGAAAGCGUGGUUGCGAUGACCACCCUGCUCCAAUUACGGCGUUAUUGUGCUUUCUACAAACCAGCUGCUUAAAAACGCCGUAGAUAAAUGCUCACCUCCGUCCAGGUGUUUUUGGCUUGGGGAAAGGAAAAAGAGGUGAAGCUGAUUCAGCACCAAAAAGCCGUGCAGCUGAGGAGUCAGACUGAAGAAUAAUAAAGUGACUGUCAUCAUGACAACCAUAAGACAGAGAAAGGGUGGAAAAGUCCCAGAAGCAGAUGAAGAUCAGCCUUCAGAGGAGAAGAACGUGAAUUCUGAGGGAAAAAUUCUGUCUGAUCAUACAGGUGGAAAGCUGUGGAAUAUACUCUCACUAACUGUUGGUGGAAUUGUUGCCAUCUUUCUUGGACUUCUUACUUCUGUUUAUGUUGCUACACUGCAUGAAAAUGACCUGUGGUUUUCCAAUAUUAAGGAAGUUGAAAGAGAAAUUUCAUUCCGAACAGAAUGUGGACUUUAUUAUUCCUACUACAAACAGAUGAUUCAGGCUGCUUCCAUCCAGCAAGGUUUACAUGGUUUAGUAUAUGACAAUAAAACUGAAUCUGUGAGGACAAUUAACAUACUUGAAAGAAUGAAUGUUUACCAGGAGGUGUUUCUCAGCAUUCUGUAUAGGAUUCUUCCAAUUCAGCAAUACCUAGAGCCUGUUUAUUUUUAUAUCUACACUUUGUUUGGACUUCAGGCAGUUUAUGUCAUUGCUCUGUAUGUAACAAGCUGGCUUCUUAGUGGAACAUGGCUUUCAGGGUUACUGGCAGCUUGCUGGUAUAUUACCAACAGAAUAGAUACUACAAGAGUAGAAUUCACCAUUCCCUUGAGAGAAAACUGGGCCCUGCCAUUCUUUGCAGUUCAGAUAGCAGCCAUCACGUACCUAUUCAGAAGUCAUUUGCAGCCGGCUCAAGAAAGAUUGACGCUUCUGGCUGUAUUUGUAGCCACCUUCCUCUUUAGCUUGACUUGGCAAUUUAAUCAGUUUAUGAUGCUGAUACAAGCAUUGGCAUUAUUCAUACUGGACUGCUUUGACAUACUUCCCACAGCAAAGGUUAUGUGGCUCUAUAUCAUCCAACUUUCUGGAUUACUGCUAGUCUGUGCCCUACAGUUCUUUAACUCAAUGAUUCUUGGAUCAUUACUUAUAAGCUUUAAUGCUUCUAUCUUGAUAGCAAGAACAAUCCAGAAAAACCUAAAAACAGGCAGCUUGCUUAAUAGGCUUCGGAAACUUAUCCUCCAUGCACUAUUAGUGUCAAGCUUGACUCUUCUAGUAAAUAAAUUUAUCAAGAAAAUUCUUAAUCUUGAGUCAGAUGAACAUAUAUUCAAAUUCCUCAAAGCAAAAUUUGGAUUUGGAGCAACAAGAGAUUUUGAUGCUAGUCUCUAUCUUUGUGAAGAAGCUUUUGGUUUACUGCCCUUAAAUACUUUUUCAAGACUCUCUGAUACAUUACUUUUUUAUGUCUACAUAUUCGUUCUCUUCCCUAUGACAGUAACAGCUGUCAUUGUUGCUCUUCGGAACCUCAGCUGUUCAAAUCAAGCCCUCGAAAAAAUGGAAGAAUGCACUGUAUCACUGAAGCCUGAUGCUGCUUACAACUUAAUUCACACCGUUCUUUUUGGAUGUCUGGCAUUAAGCACAAUGAGAAUGAAGUACCUCUGGACAUCCCACAUGUGUGUAUUUGCAUCUUUUGGUCUGUGUAGUACCGAAGUGUGGCGACUUAUCUUGAAAUGUGCUCAUCUCUACACGUCACAGCGGACACAAGUGAUUAAAUAUUUGAUACCAAUAAUUACAUUACUAUACAUUUUAUAUAAGUUCUGGCCAGGAAUAAUGGAUGAACUGUUAGAGCUCAGAGAAUUCUAUGACCCAGACACUGUGGAGCUGAUGAACUGGAUUAAGUCAAAUACUCCUAACACAGCAGUGUUUGCUGGAAGCAUGCAGCUAUUAGCUGGAGUCAAACUGUGCACUGGACGGACAUUAACUAAUCAUCCCCAUUAUGAGGAUAAGCAUCUGAGAGAGAGAACAAAACAGAUUUAUCAGAUCUAUGCCAAGAGGUCUCCUGAAGAUGUUUACAGAAUAUUGCGAUCCUUCAGCACAGACUAUGUGAUCCUAGAAGACAGCAUUUGUUAUGAAAGAAGACACAGUAGAGGCUGUCGGUUGCGUGACCUACUAGAUAUAGCAAAUGGUCAUAUCAUGGAUGGUUUGGGAGAGAAUGAACCGGAUUUGAAGCCUUCGCUGUAUCCUCGCUUCUGUGAGGAAAUUAAAAAAAAUCUGCCUUCUUAUACUAUACACUUCACUAGAGUAUUUCAGAACAAAACAUUCCAUGUUUACAAACUUGCUAAGCAUAAAUAACAUUACCAACAAUGGCUUCAAGUUCAGUAUUUUAAUGCUAGGACCCACGUAAGAAAAUGCUGAAAUUUACAAACAUUUUACGUUUGUAAGACAUUUUACAGGAUGGUUUCUUGCUAAUUACUGCAGUUCUUUUUUUUAUUUGUUUGGGUUUUUUUUAAAGACAGUUUUAGUUUUGAUAAUCUUUUUGACGUUGCCAAAAUUUUCAUAGAUUCAUAAAUAAAUGCUAUCUGGGACCAUUUUGAUUAUAAAACCUGACCUGCUGAAUACAUAGGAUAUAACUGUUUUCCAGCUGUAACCAGUUUAAAGACACACAAAACAAGCAGCCUGCAUGACCACUGCAGCCUAUGCAGAUCUGCUCAGUGCUGUGCAUUUUUACUACAAAAUGAUAGAAAUUCAACAAAAGCAGGUCAUGCUAUUCUAUACUGAAGAUGUAUUAUCUACGUGAGUCUUUAAAAUGUUAUAAAAAGAAAAAAGAAAAAACAGUUUAAUCUUACAAAUCUGAUCUAUUCCGACAGGUCUCAUAUGCUCUUUCAGUGCCUCUCUUUUGAAUUCAUUGGGAAUGUAUAUGGAUAUGAGUUUCCAAGUUUGUGAGUGUGAUUGCAGAAAUUAUUGUCCUACAUUUUUAGCGAGACAGAAACACACUAUUUUAUAAUGUGAAGCAUUUAAUGAUGGAGUGUCGUAUUUCUGAUGAAAAUUGAGGUCGGAGCAUGCUUGAUACAUGUUGCAUGUAUCCCUGUAAAAUAUCCUUUUUGAAUGCUCAGGACAAACAAAGAACAAAUUUCUCAGCUAGGACUCUUGCUUUAUUUUCUCUAUUUGCUCUCUGAACUACAAAGGAUCUAUUUCCCCCCACACGAGUUCCAGAAGUAGGGUACCAAAAUUGAACAGUGCCAACUUCACAAAAAAAAUUAACCCCUAAAAUUGACAGGAACUUUCUGGCAUUACAGCUUUGAUUUACUUUAUUCCAGAUGCAAAGCUGUCAAUUUUGUUGAAAAAAAUCACCGUAUCAAUGCCCUCUAGGCUAAGAGACAGACUACAGUUACUUAAAAUAUAUUUGGAAGAUGAAAUGAAGGCAGUCCUCAAUCCUGAGAUUUUGUGAUUUGUUUGUAGCCUUUGUCUUUUUACCAGACAAGAAAUUUGCAGACUGUAUUGACUUUUUAAAUGCUAUGUAGAUGAUGUGUCACUUUUACUGUGUUUUAGCACUGCUUUGGUUUUAUAUUGAAAUUAGAGAUUAAGUCUAAUUGGAAGUGUAACAGUACUCUCCAACUUUAAUUAGAUAUCCACUAGGAUCAUUUAUUUCUUACGAAAAACAGAAUUGUAAUAAUCAAGUGCCUCUAGGCCAAUGUUGAAUUAACAUUUGAACACCUAUAAGAGUGUUUGUGGCCUGUGCAAAUAACUCUGUUAUAAUAAUUACCAAUGCAAUUAAUUUCUAAUGAUGGGAAACUUAAAGUGCUACUGAUAGCAAACUCCACUUAAUUUAAUCAAGAUGUGUAAUGAGAUUAGCUUUCACAACUGAGUUGUGUUCCAAUUCCAAAUGAUUUAAAUGUUUUUCCUUUUCAGUUGUACAAAGGUAAAUUACUGCAGAGAUGGAGAUAGUUCUGUCACAUGCUCAAACAGUUUUAUAUUCAGUAAAUACUCAUUAAACAAUGUUGAACAUCUCUCUGUACUUCCAUGCUGACACAAAAGGAAAGCAUACUUUAAUCAGACUGUAUUUAAAUCAAACAUUGACAGUGGCUAGGUUGUUAAACCGAGCAACUGAAACUCCUGAAUAAUUUCUGUUCUGUAUCCCUUAAUGAGGUUGGAGACCACUGCAGAUUAACAUAAUACAAUAAUAAAACAUUUUAAUCAGUAUUAAAACUUUAAUUAGGCCUGUAAUGAUGCAUGCCUGUUCUUGCUGAAAGCAUGGGUCAGUGAAUUCCUCAGUGAGUGCCUUACAGUAAUUGAAAACAAGCACAUGUAAGGUAAAAUAUAUCCAGACUGAACUGUCUUAUUUUAAAAAUGUGGUUGUACCUUUCUUUAAAGGUGCAUAACUUUCUCCUGAUUGAAACGAGAGAUUUGAAGCUCCUGUGGUACCUCAGGAUUCUCACAAUUUAUUUGUUGCUAACAGCUGAAACUAGGAAGUCCAGACUAUAACAAUAAGUAUUUUUAAAUAGAUUCCCUUUCUUCAAUAGCACAGCAUCUAAUUUAGCUAAAGAAGAAAUUUAACCUUUUUGUAGAAAAUACCAAGUGGUUUUGUUUUUAAAAAAUGUAAAAAGCAAAAGCCAGGCAUGAAACCCAUAUCUUCCCUGAUGCAGAGCUACCACAGUAACACGACUUCUGCUCCUAAUACAAACGUCCCCCUAAAUUAGCGCAAAAGAACGUGAAGCAUUAGAUGGAUACCAAACAUUUUUGAGAAUUUUUGCAUUUAGCAAACUCCAACAGUUUCUGUACCUGAAUCAUGUAAGAGAAGAUGGAAGUGCACACUUAAAUAACCACAUAGUAAAGCAGUUAGAAGACCAAUCUUACAACAGCAGUGUAGAAAAUGCCAAGAAACAAAAGCACCUACCAGUUCCAAGGAAAGGCACGCUCAUCAGCACAGCUCUCAGAAGCAGCAAGCAGCUGCUCUCCUGGUCAACUUGAAAGGCUCGCCAGCAGCAAGGCAUGCUAGGGAGGCUGUUGGUCAAGGCUUUGGGCUGGGACACAGGUGAUACAAAGGGCUACAUUUUGUAUUCCUGGAGGCUGGGCGUAAGUACUGAAGACCUCCAGGAGGCAUGUUUGUCUGGCUGAUUGCUUCCACUUCUUGAGUCUUACUAUGAAAUACUGCAUUUAAAUGUGCAAUUUUUUUAUUUUAUUUUUUUUGUUGUAUGACUUCAUCUGUUCCUGAACCACGUUAUCCUUAUGCACCUUUUUUCCAAGUGGCUGUUGUGGUAUUGUUGUUUCAUCAUAUUAAAGACGAUGCACACCCAAGAAUGCACUGUGCUUACAAAAAUCUUACAAAUAAUUGGCUAUGUGAAUGACACCAUCAUUUCUUGUCUGCAUUACCUUCUGUUAGGAGGGACUGCUAAGCUGUGCACUAUCACUGGAAUGGUAGGCACUGAAUAACCUAUUUUAAAUCACAGAGACAAAAUGUUAUCAUGUAGCCAGGAUGUUUUUAGGGGAGAAAAGCCCUUAGGUCUGUAAGUAUAUUUUCAUUUUGUGUUUCAAAGUUCUGUUGGUGUGAUCUAACAUAUAGUUAUUUUAUAUGUUGUAAAGGAAUGUGUGUACUAAAUAAAUUGUGUAAUUUGAA
This is a messenger RNA of Tympanuchus pallidicinctus (lesser prairie-chicken), 5742 nucleotides long. It is a transcript of the gene DPY19L3, whose product is annotated as dpy-19 like C-mannosyltransferase 3. The record is from RefSeq and is a predicted model, not a curated record. Gene Ontology annotation, cellular component: nuclear inner membrane. The transcript is spliced from 19 exons. Bases 336 to 2480 code for a protein of 714 amino acids. NCBI's taxonomy places the organism in Eukaryota, Metazoa, Chordata, Aves, Galliformes, Phasianidae. Gene Ontology annotation, molecular function: mannosyltransferase activity.